Messenger RNA from Neolamprologus brichardi, 1694 nucleotides. The record is from RefSeq and is a predicted model, not a curated record. NCBI's taxonomy places the organism in Eukaryota, Metazoa, Chordata, Actinopteri, Cichliformes, Cichlidae.
UUCGAUGCUUGGAUGUUAAACCUGAUUAUCAUGAAGAGGUUUUUAGAUCGCAGAUGUUCGGCUGGACCUUUUUUCAGCAGCGCUCUGUGGAUAUAUAUUUCCCUCCAGCCUCCUGUGCAAUCAGGAAAACAACUCAGAAUCAGAAUCAGAAGACUUUAUUUAUCCCCAAGGGCCAAUUAACAAACAACCGAGCAGCAUACGUUGAAGAGAGCGCAAAUGGCUGCCGUAAUAUCUUUGUCACUUUGGUGGAUUUGGCUGGCUGCUUCGGUUCUACGUUCAGUUGCCUCUGAAAGCAAACGAGAAGAGUCUGAGUCUGGACAGAAUGUCACUCUGACAUGUGGAGCUCCAAACAACAACAACAUCAUAAUUGUAGAGUGGAGCAGAGCUGAUCUGGGAGAUGAAUAUGUACUUUUGUAUCGGAAUGGACACUUUGAUCCAGAUCACCAGCAUCCAUCUUUUAAUAAUCGGGUGGAUCUGCAGGACAGACAGAUGAAGGAUGGAGACGUGUCUUUGAUUCUGAACAAUGUGACGAUUAAUGACACUGGAACAUACGAGUGUCGUGUUCUCCAAAGAGGAACACACCGCAGGAAGAGAGCUCAUCUGGAUGGUGACCCCAUCAGCAUCAUCUACCUGGUUGUUGAUCCUCCAGGUCAGCCAGGAGGAGGCACAGAGGAUGGAGGGAAGGAGGCUGGAGGGAAGGAGGAUGGAGGAGAGAAGAGUGGUUCUGUUGGACCUGCAGUUGGUCUGUCAGUUUCCGCUGUGUUUCUUGUUUCUGCUGUUUCUGGAUUUUUGAUCUAAAGAAAACAUAAGAAGCAGGCUCAGGAUUCAUACCAGCCUCCUGUUUGAAACAUCUCAGAGCUUUUCCAAAUGAGCUCUCAGUCUCCUGGCUUUGCACCAAUUUCCCAUCGUUGUCACUCAGCACAGUAAAAAACAGAUGAUCUGAGGACGUGUUUAUCAUGAAAAGAGCCCAAAAUUUGGUUUUCAGGGUUUUUAUGAAGGGGAUUUCUGUGAAUCCUGGAUUCUGUUCUUCUCUCACCACCAGCUCACACCUUCUUCUCACCUGCAUGUCCUCCAGGAGGACUUGGAGGGUUUGUGGGACUGAUAGUGAGUCUGUCAGUUUUGGUGUGUUUGUUCUUGUACCGAAUGAUUUGAUCUGUAAAAGAAGAAAAGGGAAUGGUGCUGAAUAUGUGAUUCCUGCUUCUCAGAGAUCCUGUUAAAGUCUAAAGACAUUGGGAGGGUUUCACACUGUUUGGAGCAGGGAAACAGAUACUAAUGGUGCAAUACUGGUGGUGUUGUUGUUGUUGCUUUUUUGAUCUAUAGAAAUUAUAAACAACACAGUCGAGAUUCACAUUGUCCUCCCAAUGAACCGCAGAAUCAAAUGUCUGAGAUCUUUCUACAGCUGAAUUAUGAAUCUGCUGCUGAUCACAGAGACAGAAAUUGUGGCACAGGUGCCACCAACACCCCACAAAGGUCCCUGACUUCACUGACACUACAGUCUGGGAAAAAAAGCAUUUUUUUCUGCUGCUACAAACAAGCCAAUAGCAUUUUUGUUUUUGAGAAAAGUGAGAUCGCUUAAUUAUCCAUGUUUCACUCAUCUUAACUGCACUACUGUAUAAUUCUGUGUAAAUAAUCAUUCUGUAAUUUUUAAUCCUACAACUGUUUACAAUCCACAUAGUUCAUAUUUCUGUAUAGUU